Messenger RNA from Diceros bicornis minor, 3695 nucleotides. RefSeq names its product transmembrane 7 superfamily member 3 (gene TM7SF3). Bases 140 to 1852 code for a protein of 570 amino acids. The transcript has 12 exons. The record is from RefSeq and is a predicted model, not a curated record. NCBI's taxonomy places the organism in Eukaryota, Metazoa, Chordata, Mammalia, Perissodactyla, Rhinocerotidae.
GCUGGCGCGAGUGCAGCGGGUGCGCCUGGCGCGGGAUGGCGCCGGGCACGAGUGCCCCGGGGUAGCGCGGGGGAGGCUGCACCGCUCCACGCGCGUCCCUCGCCGACUCUGCCGUUGGCCCGGCCCGGCCCGGGCAGCUAUGGGGCUCCUUCGGCUGCUGGUCCUGGCUCUGCUGGCGUCGCAGCCGGAGGUGGUUGGGGGAGCUGAGACCGUCGGAAACUCCAGCGAGGGUCUUAUUGAAUUUUCUAUGGGGACAUUUAGAUACUUCGAGCUCAACAGGUCCUUUCCAAAGGAAGCUAUUUUGCGUCAUAUUUCCAGCAAUGUGACUUUUCUUAUUUUCCAAACACACUCACAGUAUCAGAAUACAACAGUUUCUUUUUCUAAGACUCUCUUGCCCAAUACCUCAGGAACAGGCACUGACAAAGGACUGGUUUUCACUCUUAGACCAGAGCACAGUGUGUGCACGUGGUACUUGGAGACCUUAGAUGCUGAGCCUGUGCAAAACGUGGCCAUCCCACUCUCCUACUCAGAAAGAGAUCCUAUCCCUGGAGGCUGUAAUUUGGAGUUUGAUUUAGAUAUCGAUCCCAAUAUCUACUUGGAGUAUAAUUUCUUUGAAACAACUAUCAAAUUUGCCCCAGCAAACCUAGGCCAUGCGAGAGGCACACGUGCUCUGCCAUGUGACAUCGGGACGGGCCAGGACUCGAGGUGGAGGUUGCAGUAUGAGGUCUAUCAGUAUUUCCUGCCCGAGAAGGACCUCACUGAAGAGGGCUUGCUACAGCAUCUGCAGAGGAUGGCCGAGGUGCCUCAAGUGCUGGCCAAUGCUAUCAAGGUGGCUACCCUAACAGCUAAUGACAAGACAAGUGUUUCCUUCUCCUCCCUUCGGGGACAAGGUGUCAUUUACAAUGUCAUUGUUUGGGACCCAUAUCUAAAUACGUCUGCUGCUUAUGUGCCUGCUCACACGUAUGCUUGCAGCUUUGAGGCAGUGGAGGGUAAUUGUUCUUCCCUUGGAAGAGUCUCUACCAAAGUGUUCUUCACACUUUUUGCCCUGCUUGGUCUCUUCAUUUGUUUCUUUGGACACAGAUUCUGGAAAACAGAAUUAUUCUUCGUAGGCUUUAUCUUCAUGGGAUUCUUCUUUUAUGUACUGAUUACAAGACUGACAACUAUUAAGUAUGAUGUUCGUCUGAUUCUGACAGCCAUCACUGGAAGUGUUGGUGGGAUUUUCUUGGUAGCUGCUUGGUGGCGCUUUGGAAUCCUCGCGCUCUGCAUGCUGUGUGUUGGACUAGUGCUGGGGUCCCUCGUCUCGUCAGUGACUCUCUUCACUCCACUGGGAAAUCUAAAGAUUUUUCGUGAUGAUGGUGUGUUCUGGGUGACUUUCACUUGUAUAGCUAUACUCGUUCCAGUAGUUUUCCUGGGCUGCCUAAGAAUACUCAACAUACUGACUUGUGGGUUCGUUGGCUCCUAUUCAGUUGUCUUGGCCGUUGACAGUUACUUGUACACAAGCCUUUCUUACAUCACUUUGAAUGUACUCAAGAGAGCACUCAGCACGGAUUUCCGCAGAGCUCUCACAAGUGUGCCUUUUCAAACUAAUGACUUCAUUAUCCUGGCAGUAUGGGGGAUGCUGGCUGUAAGUGGAAUUACGUUACAGAUUCGAAGAGAACGAGGGCGACCGAGUUUUCCUCCCCACCCGUACAAGCUGUGGAAGCGAGAGAGGGAGCGCAGAGUAACAAACAUUCUGGACCCUAGCUACCACAUCCCUCCAUUGAGAGAGAGGCUUUAUGGCCGAUUAACCCGGAUCAAAGAGCUCUUCCAGAAGGAACAGCCAGCUGGAGAGAGAACACCCCUGCUUCUAUAGAUGCCAAAGGGCUUGGUGACUGUGAUCUCGAAGUACAACCCAGGUACUGCCUCAGCUUUGGCAUUUAUGCCCAGCCUGCUUCAGCAAUCUCCAGUGCAAGUCUAAUGGGAAAACAGGCUUCUGUGAUUCUAUGCUUUGUACAAUAUUGUGGUAUCUUUAUUGAUCUAUGGUAAGUGUAUGCCAGGGAGAUGAUGAUAAUUCUAACAGAGUGAGAAAGAUGACCAAGAAGUUGGUGGUAAGGAGGCUUUUCCUUAUUCCCAAAUACUUAAGAAAUUACGUUUUGGUUUACAAAUAUAUGAUCAACUUAAAUAGAUACAAUAAAAAAAAAUUUUUUUUUUUUUUUUUUUUGUGAGGAGGACCAGCCCUGAGCUAACAUCCAAUGCCAAUCCUCCUCUUUUUUGCUGAGGAAGACUGGCCCUGGGCUAACAUCCAUGCCCAUCUUCCUCUACUUUAUAUGGGACGCCGCCACAGCAUGGCCUAACAAGCGGUGCGUCGGUGCGCACCCGGGAUCCGAACCGGCGAACCCUGGGCAACCGCAGCGGAACGUGCGCACUUAACCGCCUGCACCACCGGGCUGGCCCCACUGAAAAAAAAAUUUUUUAAAAAUGAUUCUCCUGUAAAGCCCUGGUAUUUCUUUCUUUUCUUUUUUCAUUCUUUCUUUCUUUCUUUUUUUUUUUUUUGCUGAGGAAGAUUGGCCCCUAGCUAACAUCUCUGCCAGUCUUCCUCUAUUUUGUUUGUGGGUCGUUGCCGCAGCAUGGAUGAUGAGUGGUGUAGAUCCACUACCGAGAUCUGAACUCACAAACCUGGGCCACCAAAGCAGAGUGCGAAGAACUUGAACCACUUGGCCAUGGGGCCAGGCCCCUGGUAUUUCUUUUUAUAACUUCUUGGACAGUUCUCUCACCCGAGUCUGUCUAAAUUUGGGGGACAGGGGCACAGAGGGUGGUUUUGUUUAAAAGUGUUAGACUGAGUCUUUAUUUGCCACUGUGUUUGGAGGUCUAAGGAUUUGAUACUGGGCCUUUGAACUUCACAGUACAAAAGGAGGAGACCUAACUUAUUUUCUUGCUAAAAAAAAGCAGUCUGAUUACUUAGUUACAUCUUUCUGAGUAUCUUAUAUUAUUAAAAGGUACUCUUCUUUUUAUUUUUAAUUGUGGUAAAAUACACAUUUACCAUAUCAAUCAUUUUUAGGUGCAUAGUUCGGUAGGUGCCCUUUGUUUUUUCCUUUUAUUGAUUAAAAUGUUAAAUAGCUAAAUUUUUCAAUUACUUGAAACUAGGUCAAUUUAUAUAGAUAAUAGAAGUUUUAUAUGGAUGAUUUAUUUAUAUUCCAAACAACAGCGUUUGUUUUUUUUCUCUCAAGACCUUUUAAAAUAAUGUUGACAGCUGAUCUCUAAACUGCACUGGCUGACAUAUGAGUUCUGUUUUUAGGAAACAAAUUGUCUCCUACUUAAUCUAUAGUCCCAUUAAUGAGGAAACCUUUAAAAAAUUUGCAUUUUGUAGUUCUUUCUGCUAAAUUAGUUAUUAGCAUUGAUGUAAAAUAUAAUUUCGAAAUUUUUCUGUAUGAAGCCUUUGUACCAUCUGUGUUUUUUUCUUUUUCUUUUUUUUUUCUUUUUUUGUGAGGAAGAUCAGCCCUGCACUAACAUGCGUGCUAAUCCUCCUCUUUUUGCUGAGGAAGACGGGCUCUGAGCCAACAUCUAUUGCCAAUCCUCCUCCUUUUUUUUCCUCCCCCCCAAAGCCCCAGUAGAUAGUUGUAUGUCAUAGUUGCACAUCCUUCUAGUUGCUGUAUGUGGGACGUGGCCUCAGCAUGGCCGGAGAAGCGGUGCGUCGGUGCGCGCCUGGGAUAGAUCCG